Bombus terrestris (buff-tailed bumblebee) is the source of this 2268-nucleotide messenger RNA. It is a transcript of the gene Cyp301a1, whose product is annotated as probable cytochrome P450 301a1, mitochondrial. The coding region runs from base 495 to 2081 and encodes 528 amino acids. The record is from RefSeq and is a predicted model, not a curated record. Gene Ontology annotation, molecular function: oxidoreductase activity, acting on paired donors, with incorporation or reduction of molecular oxygen; monooxygenase activity; heme binding. NCBI's taxonomy places the organism in Eukaryota, Metazoa, Arthropoda, Insecta, Hymenoptera, Apidae. The transcript is spliced from 12 exons.
AGAAAAGUUGACAAAGAGUUCAAAAAGCGCUAUAUUAUUAUACAGUCCUUAUUAAACUUUCUAACAUUUCCUUGAUUACCACGCGAAUUAAACGCGAAAGUGACGACAAUGCAUUCUCCUCGGGUAUCGUAGUGGUGCCUCCACCGUAGCAGCGAAUUCAAACCGUUAAGUAAUGGAGGGAGAUUUCAAAGUGGGGAGUUCACUUCGGUUGGACACUGUAGUCUCGUUUUACGAAGAGUAUUCCGAGCAUUCCACCACGAUCUCGUGCAAACCGUGGCGUCCUAUCUAUCAAAAGGAAAGAAACAAUUAUUAUUUUUUCUUUAAACGACAAGUGUUAAAGAAGAUUUAAUAUAACAUAGUAAUACCUUCGUAUUGUUAAAGAUCGCUUAGGAUGACAAUAUAAUCCGAUGUGAUUUGUCAGUAUUAUUAAUGGUGAAGUCUACCUCGUGCCAUAACGGGACCAAUCAAGCUAGAAGGAACAAAAGACGUUUUCGAUGAAUUUCAGAAUGACACGACAGCUAUUAUUGAUACGCCAGCUCUUACAAUCACAAAGCGACCUUCGAAGAAUUUUAUGUACAGGUGCAGUGACCUCGACGACAAAGGAAUGGACGGUCGAUCACGAUGCAACGAUUGAAGCGAAGCCAUAUGAAGACAUACCAGGACCAAAGCCGGUACCAAUUUUGGGAAAUACUUGGCGAUUAUUUCCAGUAAUCGGCCAAUACCAAAUAUCAGACGUGGCGAAAUUGUCACAGAUAUUCUACGAUGAGUACGGGAAGAUCGUUCGUUUGACUGGUUUAAUAGGUCGACCGGAUCUGUUGUUCGUUUACGACGCUGACGAGAUCGAGAAGAUUUAUAGACAGGAAGGACCGACUCCAUUUAGGCCAUCUAUGCCAUGUCUGGUGCAUUAUAAGAGCGUCGUGAGGAAAGAUUUUUUUGGAAGUCUUCCUGGUGUCGUUGGAGUACACGGUGAGCCAUGGAGAGAAUUUCGUACGAGAGUCCAGAAACCUGUUCUCCAACCGCAGACGGUGAGGAAAUACAUAACGCCUAUUGAGAUGGUUACAUCUGACUUCAUACAAAGAAUUCAGGAGAUUAAAGGAGAAGAUGACGAAUUGCCAGCAGACUUUGAUAACGAAAUACACAAAUGGGCUCUAGAAUGUAUAGGUCGCGUCGCCCUUGACGUGAGAUUAGGAUGCUUAUCAGGUAAUCUGACACCGGAUUCGGAGCCUCAAAAGAUUAUCGAUGCGGCCAAAUUUGCUUUGAGGAACGUAGCAGUGCUUGAAUUGAAAGCUCCUUACUGGAGAUACGUACCUACCCCUCUGUGGUCACGAUACGUACGAAACAUGGAUUACUUCAUCGAAGUAUGUAUGAAAUACAUCGAUGCAGCAAUGGAGAGACUGAAAACAAAAAAAUCUGUUGACGAGUUUGAUUUGUCUUUGGUGGAAAGAAUUUUAGCCAAAGAAAGUGACCCUAAAAUGGCUUAUAUUCUGGCCUUAGAUUUAAUUUUGGUUGGAAUAGAUACCAUUUCAAUGGCUGUUUGUUCAAUAUUGUAUCAACUGGCAACUAGACCGGAGGAACAGGAAAAAAUUUAUCAGGAACUUAUAGAAAUUCUUCCUGAUCCAUCUGUACCUCUUACUACGAGUCAUCUCGAUAAAGCUAUUUAUAUGAAAGCUUUUAUUCGUGAAGUUUUCCGAGUAUAUUCUACAGUGAUUGGAAAUGGUAGAACAUUACAAAAUAACACCACAAUUUGCGGCUAUAGAGUACCAAAGGGGGUGCAAGUCGUGUUCCCAACUGUGGUAACGGGAAAUAUGAAACAAUAUGUAACAGAUGCAAAAACGUUUAAGCCAAAGCGGUGGCUAAAAGAAUCUUCUAACGAAACUUUACACCCUUUUGCAUCAUUGCCUUAUGGUCAUGGCGCACGUAUGUGUCUAGGAAGAAGAUUUGCCGAUUUAGAAAUACAAGUUCUGCUUGCCAAACUGAUAAGAUCUUACAAAUUGGAAUACCAUCAUAAACCACUUAAAUACAAGGUUACAUUUAUGUACGCCCCCGAUGGUGAACUCAAAUUCAAAGUGCUUCAGAGAUAGUGAUCAUCUAGAACAAUAUCCUUUUGAUUUUACAGCAAUAAAGAUCCUUUGGGCGUGUACAUAGGAUUGAUGUAAUACUCCAAUUUCUCGUGAUGAUACUCUAUUUUGUAACGUUGCAAAAUCUGAAACAAAAAAUUACUAUAUAUUAACGCAAUAAAUUAUUAUUUUUGAUUAUAAUGCAAACAAA